This is a messenger RNA of Racocetra persica, 738 nucleotides long. Lineage: Eukaryota; Fungi; Glomeromycota; Glomeromycetes; Diversisporales; Gigasporaceae. The record is from the annotation of a GenBank genome assembly.
CAUCAGUUAGAACGUAUUCCCCAAACAUUUUCUAAACACGUAGCACUUCUCUAUGAUAAUUUUCACGAAGUUACUAAUGAAAUUAAGGAACAUAUUCCACUCAUUGAUAAAAGAUAUCAUGAUAUUAAAAUAGGAAACAGGGAGAUUGACUGUGUACAAUACGAGUUAUUACGGAUAGUCUUGCAAAUAUACUCUGAUGAUUUCGUAAAGUUAAAAGAAUGUUAUCGUAUGAUGGUCUCUAACAAGAUAAGCAUAGCCACGCCUACACGUGCAAACUUUUGCAUGAAAAACAAUCUACUUGCUAGUUGUUUUAUUGCAAGGAUAAAAGGAGAUUCGAUCGAAGGAAUAGAUGAAAGUCUAAAAGAUAUAGCCCUGAUAUCAAAGAAUUGUGGUGGGAUUGGAAUCGAUAUUAGUGACAUCCGUGCAAAUGGUGAUUAUAUUAAAGGAUCUAAUGGAUAUUCUUCCAGUGUAUGUAGAAUGCUUCGUGUUUAUAAUGAAACGGCCAAAUUCGUUGACCAGGGAGAGGAGUUUUUACAAAUCCGCCAUGAGUCACAGGUACCAGAGUUACGUACAACAGAUCUGAAUCACUGUAUUGCUAUUCCAGAUAGAUUUAUGGUACGCAUUCAAGAUGAUGAUUAUUGGACUAUCUUUUUACCCAUGGAUGCAAAGAUAUCACUAGGAUAUGACCUAAACAGAUUAUAUGGUCAGGAAUUCAAUGAUGCAUAUAUUCGUUGUGAG